CAAUGAGAUUGGAUUUUCUAACCUACUAGAAUAAUAUUUAAUGAAGCACACAGUUAACGGUACUUAACUCUUAGAAUUUUCUGAGGUUUUGACAAAAUGUUUAUGUAUUAAUAUUCCUAAUGAAUAGUAUACGACUUUGUAUAAACUAUUUUGUCCUUUGGUUUAAGACAUCUAAGCUAAGGGUUUCUAAAUACCGACAAACAAAGGGGCACGUUUUGGAAACUUUCUUAAAAAUGUCGCUCUAUUUCAUUGCCCAGCACUGUACAUUUUCAUUUCAGUUUGCUCCUACUAAUGCUCCUUUAUUACAAAAGUAUGUGCAUAUGUAUAUAUUCCCCCAUCUUACAAAUCUAACGGUAAUUUAGUAUAAAUUAUUACGUAAUAAUAACUUAUUAUUACAUAUAUGUACAUACAUCUGUAUGCAUUUGUAAAUAUAUAAUUAUACUUUUAUCAGAUCAAAUUUUAAGAAAUAAAUCGUUGCAAAAUGAAAGACGCAACGGAAAAAACAAAUUAUAUUAUAAUUCGAUUUUUAAACAAAAUUACUAAUUGUAUUAUUUAAUUUUAUUGCAUUCACUCUAGUGAACAUAUAAUUUCCGUUCUUUUCGACCAAAAAAAAAAAAGAAAUGUAUAUCAAAAACCCCAAUCUUUGACCCCACUGCCUUCUGAUCUCCGUAUCACUUUGCUGACGACGUGCUCACUGCGAUCACCGCUGCAGCAGCAUGCAAACAGUAUAACGAAUAAGGAGCAUAAAACAGAAUCGACGACCGGUCCGCUCUAUGUGCAUACUUCCGAAUAUUUCUCGGCGUCUGCACGCAUUCGCACGCGGCUACGUUGCUGAUAGCGAGACAGAUUGGGGAGAAACGUAUAUACAUAUUUAUAGUAUAUACAUAGAUAGCAAUAUAUAUAUAUAGCAUAUGAAGUAAAAAUAAUAAAGAAGUAUGAAGAAUGAAAAACGAAAAACGAAACAGUUUAAAAAAUUAUCCAUGCCUUAUUUUAUGCACCGCAGCAUUUGCGUCUGCCAGCUGAUCUGGCUGAUCGCGCGCAGCCAACUUGUUUCGUCUGCUUCGCUGUCAGCAUUUUCAUUCUCGUCACUUUAUGGGCUCCAUACCGGGAGACGCAUACCGCUUUUGGUUGAUUCGCCCCACGUUUAGUUCAGUUGCUUUCAAAGCGUUGUCGUUAGCAGUUCGUUUGUGUGACAUACAGUCCGGUACACAUCCACAACUAGUUGGCUUCUCGUUAACACUCCCCCGUCCAACAGCCGCACAAUUCACUUGCAUAGCAGUAAUUCCGUGUAUUUCGGUUCUUUGUGUACGGUACGAAUUGAAUUUGUGAAUAAAACAAUUAAAAACAAAAUAAAAGCGACAGCACAGAAACUGAAAAAAUACUUCAACUGUUCACCACCCACUCCCCCACAAUAGCCAAAACAUGCCGCAGUGUGAGCAAAAUGGCGGUAUGGGCAUCAUUAAAAAGCUGCGUCGUUCUGCCUCCGCCACCGAACACAAUCUCAGUGAAUUGCGGAAACGACGAUCCAGUUCGGCAUUGUUAGACCAAAAUGGCAUACCUAUAGAUCUGAAUAAAUAUCGAAAAGUUUUGGAUAAAGACGACAAUGGCAAUGGAAAUGGAAAUGGUGAAAAGAAGCAGAGAUAUCGGCGGACGCAGAGCGUUACACGUGCCGAGGAGAUUCAAAGUAAAGAGGAGAAACAGCGUAAAGAACAGCCAGACAAACCUUGCCACCGCCCGCGUGAUUCGUUGUUUUCAUGGAGUUCGGGAUUUAGUAAUUUCACCGGGCUCGUUAAUUGGGGUUUCCUGCUUUUAACAAUUGGGGGAUUUCGAUUGUGCUUAGAAAACCUGCUCAAAUAUGGCAUCAGAAUAAAUCCUUUGGAUUGGUAUUACUUCAUGAGUGGCAAGACCCAGGGACAAGAAGGACACGCUUCGCUUUUAUUGAUUCUAUAUUCUUUUGUGCACAUCUCAAUAUGUCUAAUGGUGGAAAAGGGUCUAGCCAUGGAAAUCCUCUCAGAAACUUUUGGAAUGUUCGUACAAGUAACCAAUAUAAUAUUAGUCGUUUUCUUGCCGGUGAUCAUAAUUCACCUAAAGGGUGAAGCAUUCAGUUUAAUUGGCGCUUCCUCUGUAUGCUUUAUUUAUUCCUUAUUAUUUCUAAAGCUAUGGAGUUACGUUCAGACGAAUAUGUGGUGUCGGCAGACCUACUACCUUAAGCAGUACAAUCCUCGUGAGAGGCGACCAAGUAUAACAGUAGCGGAACUGCAAAAUGGUUACUUGGGUGAUGAAAUCGAUGAGGAUAUACCAAAACUGGUCCAGUAUCCAGACAAUCUCUGCUAUAAGGACUUAUUCUACUUUCUACUUGCACCUACAUUGUGUUAUGAGCUAAACUUCCCCAGAACUACACGUGUACGCAAGCGUUUCCUAUUGAAGCGUCUACUUGAAGUGCUAUUCGGUUUCAAUGUUAUUAUGGCUCUAUUUCAACAAUGGAUUAUACCAUCGGUACGCAAUUCACUUAUACCCUUCUCCAACAUGGAAGUUGGAUUGGCCACUGAAAGGCUUCUUAAGUUGGCGUUACCUAAUCACCUAGUUUGGUUGUGUUUCUUCUAUUUGCUCUUCCAUUCAUUUUUGAAUGCUGUUGGGGAAUUAUUACAUUUCGCUGACCGCAAUUUCUAUUGCGAUUGGUGGAAUGCAAACAAUAUUGAUACAUUCUGGCGCACAUGGAACAUGCCAGUGCACAGAUGGUGUGUGAGACAUUUGUAUGUACCAGUUGUGAAGAUGGGAUAUUCAUCCGCUCAAGCGUCUACUAUCGUUUUCCUAAUAAGCGCCUUCUUCCAUGAAUACUUGGUAUCCAUACCAUUGCAAACUCACAAAAUAUGGGCUUUCCUAGGUAUGAUGGGCCAAAUACCCCUAUCGGCGAUAUCAAAAUCCAUUGAACGUAAAAUGGGCCCACGUAUGGGCAACAUCAUUGUUUGGGCAUCGAUAAUAUUGGGACAACCGUUAUGUAUAAUGAUGUACUACCACGACUACGUUGUGACACACUAUCACGAUGCGUUGAAUAGCACCGUUUAUACUGAAGGCUAAAUAUUAUAAUUUAAUACGUUUUAUACAAUAGUGGAAAGCUUAUAGAAACGAGUACUUAGAAUGCAAUGCGAGUAAACCUUGUGAGAGCGGUGGCACAUGUGAAAGACAGACUUUGCUCUAAUAGGCGAAAAGCUAAAAUAUUUGUCGGCAAAUUGUUAUUAUUAUUUGCUAUUUUUAUAAAAAAAUAAAACAUGUUAAUUUAAGCUGUUAUAUUUUUGCCACUUUACAAAGAACGUAAGAAAAUUGAUAAUGGCAAUGACUUUGAAGCACAUUUAGCGUUACUUGAUAGACUUUUAGACAUAAAAUGAAUUGUUUUGCAUUUAAAGAAAUUUUUGAUUGUUAAGUUAAACUGCAUGCUUUAAACUAAAGUACACACAUAUGUAAUAGUGUUGAAUUAAGUUUUGUAAAUAAAUAUAAAAGAAAACACAUUAAAAGAAAAUAUAAAACUGAAGAGUGAUAAAUAUGCAUAUAAAGUAUAUACACGUACAUAUAUAUGUAUAAUGAAAAUAGUUUGUUUCUUUUUGUAGCAAUUCUCUCGCUUUUCGUAACGGCUGUUUUAUGAGACCACUGCAAACGUGUCUGAAUUCACAUCCCAUUAUAUUUAUAGACGAUUUUCAAACCCACUUCUAAUAUCUUCUGUAACAUUUAGUAAAGCGGCGAUAUAAUUAAUGAGUAAUGUAUAGUAUUAUGUAUGUGCAUAUGUGCAACUAGGAUUUCAACUAAUUUAAGACAAUUAUGAAAACAGGAAACAACGUAUAUUUUCAAUAACCGAAUACAUUUUUGACAGUGGUUAGUGAUGCCAAAAACUAUUUUCAGUACUAGUGAUGACAUUUCCUAAUGAUUACUAUUUGACACAAAU
Molecule: messenger RNA, 3937 nt
Organism: Bactrocera oleae (olive fruit fly)
Lineage: Eukaryota; Metazoa; Arthropoda; Insecta; Diptera; Tephritidae
Gene: mdy
Product: diacylglycerol O-acyltransferase
Biological process (GO): triglyceride biosynthetic process
Cellular component (GO): endoplasmic reticulum membrane
Molecular function (GO): diacylglycerol O-acyltransferase activity
Source: RefSeq, a predicted model, not a curated record